UUAGGAAACUAACGGCAGACUGGAGGAGGGACUUCACUGUGAGAGAUGUAGCAAUUUUCUUUGGGGGAAAAAAAAAAAAAAAACGCUGGUUCGAUAUUGCCAGAGCUAUUUUUCGGGGGCGGUAUCUCUGACAAAAAAAAACAAAAAAACAACAACCUCUGUGUCUAUUUUUUUCUCAAAUCAUGCCACGUUUGAGAUUACGCCUGUGAUGGGCUGAGCGAUCAUCAUUCUCCUCCUGUUUACGCACAGCUGCCGCUCGGAGCAGGCGGACCGAGAAAGUUACCGAAGUUGUCUUUCCUUGUUCGCCAUUCAUUUUUUCUUUUUUAUUUCCAAAUUUCUGUGGCCUCCUCGACUUCAUCUGCCCGCCCCAGCAUGCUGGACUGACGUCUGAGGAAUGGCAUCGGCUGUGUUUGAAGGCACGUCGCUGGUCAACAUGUUUGUCCGGGACUGCUGGGUCAACGGGAUCCGGAGGCUCAUCAUCAGCCAGCGGGGAGAGGAAGAGGAGUUUUUCGAGAUAAGGACAGAGUGGUCUGACAGGAACAUUUUAUACUUGCAUCGGAGUUAUUCCGAUAUGGGGCGGCUGUUUAAAAGACUGGUAGAGUCCUUCCCUGAGGACAGAAGAGACCUCUCCAAAUGUCCACUGAUAGAAGGGCUUGUAAAAAUCAAAGAGGCAAACGACAUAGAGGAGAAAUUGAACGAGGUGGAAAGACUACUGAAGAAUGCGAUCAAUAUGCCAUGCAAGUAUUCGAGGUCAGAGGUGAUGUUGACUUUCUUCGAGCGAUCACCGCUGGACCAGGUGCUGAGGAAUGACAAAGUCCACCGAAUCCAGCCGUGCUUUCAGAGUCCAAUCAAGAUAUCAGAAAUCAUGCGGUCCAAUGGAUUCUGUCUGGCCAAUACGGAAACCAUCGUAUUUGAUCACAGUCUCCCCGAAGAAAAAGAGAGACCCUCAUCCACCGACUCUGUGGAACAUACAUAUGAGGACGGAACAGAGUUUUUGCCGAUGGAAGCAGAUGUGUGUGACGAGGAAACAGAAGCGUAUGUCACCAACCUCUCCUACUACCAUCUGGUCCCAUUUGAAACUGACAUCCUGGAAUGAGGAACUGAUGCCCGCUGAUGGACAUAUGACGCUAUCAUUGAGGAAAAUGUACUCUUAAAUGGAACCUAGCUAUGCAACGUUGCACAUAGCUGCUCCAAGUAAAUGCUGCUUAUUCUAAAAACCUCCACUUUGUUUUUUGCCACUUUAAGCGACGUCACCGGUGUGCCUCAUUCAUAGCCUUACUUGAGUGAAAAAAAAGGAAAGUCGGGAAAAAUACUGACUGGCUUUCAGGUGUUGUAACACAACCUGGAGGUCUGUCAAUCCUUCGGCUGAUGGAGAGGUUGCAGCUUGGCCUCUUCAGAAGAAUUGAAAUAGCAUCAAACACAUCAGUGUCCAUGGUUUUGACUGUGAAUGCAAGCAGAGGGUAGAGGGCUGCACAUCAACCUACAUUUGGAAACAAAUUUACAGUAUUGGACCGUUCACUGUUACUCCAGAAUCACAUCUCUGUUGUUUUGUGUUUCGCAUUCAUUCUCCAGUGGACCUCCAUGAUCGGGCCUGGUUGGCUAGGAGAUGAUGCAUCUGCAAAGCCUGUUGUUUUCUCAUUUAAACUGCUGCCUGAAGUGUUACUCACAGUGUUACCACUCUAGUGUUUUAUUCCUGCGGGAACACAGGAAGCUGUCAUGAAGCUCGAUGUAUGAUGUUUGUUCAUAGUGCAAUUUCCACCAGCAUUUAGGAACCUUUUUGUUUGUAAAAUACCAGCUUAAAAGGAUGGAUAAUUCCUGUUUUGUUGCUGUCAUAUGCAGUCGGUGCUUUGGUGUGAGAGUACUCCAGGCUACAUUCACCCUGCAGGCACGAGUGGCCCAAUUCAGAUGUUUGCUAAAAUGUGACUAAGAUCUGUUUUUUUUUCAUGCACAAAUAACACAGAAUUUGAUCUUUUCAGUUCUGCUUGUGGUGGGUUUGUAGUAUGAAUGUAGCCUAAGGUCCAAGUGAGACUGCGUUUGAUAACAGACACACAAGUUUUUCCAACACUUAAGGUAAAAGAAUAGAAAUAGAAAUCAUAGGGGCAAAUGUCUUCUUCCUGAUUUAGCAUAAAACAAAAAAACCUGAAUAAUGAAGCCUUUAUUCUAAUGUGUUAGCAUAAGCAUUUUAUAUAUACAGUCUCACUUGGUUCUUGGACUACUGUCAGAUUAAAGAAUAUGAAAUAAAUAUGUGUCAUUACCAUUUUUCCAAAGCAAAAACUUAAUGCUGCCUUUUUGGAUGUUGGUGAGAUGUUUUUUGUUGUUGUCUAAUAAUAAUGUAAUAUGUGUUAGUAAUGUAGCUUGUAAUGUUGCUUAUUUUAUGUUCAUAAACAAAUAAUUUGAUCUAUUAGAGAACUGAGUCUUGCCAUUAUGUGGAUCACUGAAUCAUCUCACCGCUCUUGUUGCCAUAUCAUGAGUGAUAAAAUGGGGCAAAGAAAGCUUUUGUUUUAUGGGUCAACUGAGGUCAUAUCUGACCCGUUCUGUAAGAUGACGUGUGUGGGUUCAGUCAGACAGCUGACUGCAGUCUUACUGAAUGUAGGAGUCUUCGGCUCGGCACCGCAACGGGGGGGGAACAAGUACUCUAUUUAUCUAAAGAAGACAAACGACCUUGCUGUACUAAAACUUUCUAAAGGAAAGUUGUAUGAAAAUAGGCAAACACUUGAUUAAAAUUCAUGCCUUUUGUAUGUUUUAUGGGUCCUCCCACCAUUAAGAGGUCGCUUUCACUUCUCGCUUUUUAAACUGUGGAAUUCAGUGAAGCCUUGUGUGUGUUUUGAAUGCAAGAAAGGCAAACCAAUGUAUAUUUGUAUAGGCUAACUGUAAGGAAGCCUAUCUUUAUUCAUUGUUUUGACAGUUUUGUUAAUGCAGAAGUCAUUGUUGCCUUACAAUGUGGGCUAACAGCUUGUGUGCAGUUUCUCUGCCCCCUUCCAAAAACAAAGGCAUUCAACCCUCACAAACUUGGCACACGAGGCUUCCACAGGACGGGUCCCCCACAUGAGUCUGUUUAGUAACACAGUCAUGACCACCAUUCAUCCCAUGAGAAAGUGCAGUUCUUUCUCAGGGUGCAAAACUAUUUCUUUUUCUCUUUUCUUCAAGAAUGACGUCUUGAAUUGAUGGAUAUUCUUUGGAUAGGAAAGUUUAUUGGGAAAAGCCUUGUAGAAAACGGUAUAUAUAUAAAGAUUAAUAAGAUUCAAUGGUAAAAUGUCUCUCUUUCAAAGAACUGCUUCAUGUUUAUCAAGUCCUGAGUUCAUAUUUAAAGAUCAAAUAUCUAUUAAGACCUCUGUCAGCUUUGCAGGCUCGGGGAAUGCAUUAUAAAUAUGACUUAGACGGUACUCAGCGGUGACAGGAGGGAGUAACACAAUGGCUUUUACUCCAGUUUCAGUGACAUUUUAAAAACAUAUCACUAUCUCAUUAUGCCAGCAUGGGGUGUGAGGAUUCAGAGGAGCACAAUGUGACAGAUAAUAUGAAAAUAAUAUGACACAAAAGCUUUUAUUUAUUUUGUAAACUUUAUACACACUCUGUGAAGCUAAUCUUGUAAUUUCAUUUAUUUUUUUAUGUGUAAUUGUGAGAUCUUUUUAUGUGUAAAUGUGUCAGAAGUAUUGAAUGAAGAUUAAUUUUAACCUUUGAAGUGUAUUUGGUAACAUGACGGAUAACUUUAAAGCUAUUCAGACAGUAUUAGAUACAAAUUAUUAUUCUCAAAGCUUCUCAAAACAAAUGUUUCCAAUAAAAGAUUGUGCUGUCAA
Dicentrarchus labrax (European seabass) is the source of this 3794-nucleotide messenger RNA. It is a transcript of the gene pxdc1b, whose product is annotated as PX domain containing 1b. The record is from RefSeq and is a predicted model, not a curated record. The transcript has 5 exons. Bases 395 to 1096 code for a protein of 233 amino acids. NCBI's taxonomy places the organism in Eukaryota, Metazoa, Chordata, Actinopteri, Moronidae. Gene Ontology annotation, molecular function: phosphatidylinositol binding.